This is a messenger RNA of Cyphellophora europaea CBS 101466, 1737 nucleotides long. RefSeq lists its product as uncharacterized. The coding region runs from base 1 to 1737 and encodes 578 amino acids. The transcript is spliced from 7 exons. Gene Ontology annotation, molecular function: amino acid transmembrane transporter activity. Lineage: Eukaryota; Fungi; Ascomycota; Eurotiomycetes; Chaetothyriales; Cyphellophoraceae. The record is from RefSeq and is a predicted model, not a curated record. Gene Ontology annotation, cellular component: membrane. Gene Ontology annotation, biological process: amino acid transmembrane transport.
AUGGCAACGAUCACGGACAAGAAUGCGCAAGAAAGCGCGAGCGACACCCCUCCCAGCUUGGAGAAGGGCACCGCCGACCGUCGCCCCAGCGCGGGAGAUGGCUACGUCCCCGCCAACUUGCGCGAGGAGGAUUUCCGCACCCGCAACGGUCUCAACUUGAAGAGCUUCCAAAGACGUGACUGGGGAACUCGCGACUCCGAACUCGACCGCUCGAUGAAAAAGCGCCAUCUGAACAUGAUCGCCAUUGGCGGUUCCAUUGGUGCCGGUUUCUUCGUAGGCUCCGGUGGUGCGCUCGCCACUGGUGGGCCAGGCUCAAUUCUGCUGUGUUUCUUGAUUGCGGGUGUCAUGAUUUUCAACGUCGUGCACUCUCUGGGCGAAUUGGCUGUCAUGUAUCCGGUUUCUGGUGGUUUCUAUACCUAUGCUGUGCGCUUUAUUGAUCCGUCCUGGGGUUUUGCCAUGGGUUGGAACUAUGUCCUGCAAUGGAUCAUUGUGCUACCGUUCGAACUUGUCGUUGCCACCUUUACCUGCCAGUACUGGAACCGGGAUGUCAGUAUAGCAGUAUGGGUGACGGUCUUCUGGGUUGUCAUCAUCCUGAUCAACAUCUUCGGCACCCUAGGCUAUGCCGAGGAAGAGUUCUGGAGUUCUUGCUUCAAACUGGGCGCUGUCGUUAUCUUCAUGAUUGUUGCCAUCAUCCUCAUUUGUGGUGGUGGCCCAUCUGACGGUCUGUACGACGAGUAUUGGGGUGCACGCCUGUGGUAUGACCCCGGCGCGUUCCAAAACGGCUUCAGAGGAUUCUGUUCCGUCUUCGUCACCGCUGCCUUCUCCUAUGCUGGCACUGAGUUGGUCGGUCUGGCAGCCGCCGAGUCAGAGAACCCCUUGAAAGCACUCCCCUCGGCUGUCAAGCAGGUUUUCUGGCGGAUCACCUUUUUCUACGUCGUCGGCCUCACGCUUGUCUGUAUGCUGGUUUCUUCCACCGACGAGCGCCUGCUUAAUGCGGAGAACGCCUACCGAGAGGGCACGGCGCCUUUCGUCCUGGCAGCUCGCGAUGCCGGUCUGAACGGCUAUGAUGACUUCAUGAACGUGGUUAUCUUGGUCUCGGUCGUAUCUCUGGGCGUCUCCUGCGUGUAUGGAGGCUCGCGCACUCUGACUGCCCUUGCCGAGCAGGGAUAUGCACCCAAGAUUUUCACCUAUAUUGAUCGAUCUGGCAGACCCCUGCCUUCCGUGCUUGUCAACCUGGCAUUUGGCGCGAUUGCAUACGUCCAGCUUGCUGAGGAUGGAUCGACCGUGUUUGGAUGGUUGUUGGCAAUGUCUUCGCUGGCCGCACUCCUGACCUGGGGCUCUAUUUGCUAUUCUCACAUUCGGUUCCGUCAAGCUUGGAAGCGACAGGGUCACACCGUCGACGAAAUCCCCCACCAGGCCAUCUUCGGUGUGUGGGGAGCCUGGGUUGGUCUCAUUCUCUGCAUCGUCAUCUUUGCCGCCCAAUUCUUCGUUGCGGUCGCCCCAGUCGGUGGCGGUGUCAACGGUGCCGAGGGUUUCUUCAACUCGAUGCUCACGGUCCCUGUGGUCCUGUUCUUUUGGGCUGUCGGGUAUCUGUGGAAGCGUCAAGGCUUCCUCAACCUGGAUCAGAUCGAUGUGGAUUCUGGACGUCGUCCAAUUGAUUGGGAAUACGUGCAUGAGCAACGCCGCCUCUACGCCGCCUAUCCCUGGUGGAGGAAGGCUAUCAGCGCCGUGUGGUAG